Betta splendens (Siamese fighting fish) is the source of this 2419-nucleotide messenger RNA. RefSeq names its product catalase (gene cat). The record is from RefSeq and is a predicted model, not a curated record. Gene Ontology annotation, molecular function: heme binding; catalase activity. Lineage: Eukaryota; Metazoa; Chordata; Actinopteri; Anabantiformes; Osphronemidae. The transcript is spliced from 13 exons. Gene Ontology annotation, cellular component: peroxisome; mitochondrion; cytoplasm. Bases 121 to 1752 code for a protein of 543 amino acids. Gene Ontology annotation, biological process: hydrogen peroxide catabolic process; response to hydrogen peroxide.
GGCGCAGAGGGGGGCGUGGUCACGUUGAGCAAAGUCCAGGAAGAUUUUUGCAGGCUUUGGGACAAAACGCUAACGUCUUGCUCCGUAACACUUUUUGCACCGUGUGUUUCACUUGUCGAGAUGGCUGACAACAGGGAUAAGGCCAGCGAUCAGAUGAAGAUAUGGAAGGAGAACAGAGCCUCUCAGGUUUGUGUUUGGUCUGACGUGUUUGCUGCGCAGCCUCUGGCUAAAUGGAGGCCAGAGACCCUGACCACAGGGGGUGGUCACCCCAUCGGAGACAAGCUCAACCUGAUGACUGCAGGACCGAAGGGCCCUCUGCUGGUGCAAGAUGUGGUCUUCACAGACGAGAUGGCACAUUUUGACCGAGAGCGAAUCCCAGAGAGAGUGGUCCAUGCCAAAGGUGCAGGGGCUUUUGGCUACUUUGAAGUGACUCAUGACAUCACUCGCUACUGCAAGGCCAAGGUGUUUGAGCAUGUUGGCAAGACCACACCUAUUGCUGUUCGUUUCUCCACAGUGGCUGGAGAGUCGGGAUCAGCGGACACAGUGCGAGACCCCAGAGGGUUUGCGGUGAAGUUUUACACUGAGGAGGGCAACUGGGACCUGACGGGCAACAACACCCCCAUUUUCUUCAUCAGGGAUGCCAUGCUGUUCCCAUCAUUUAUCCACACCCAGAAGCGCAAUCCACAAACACACAUGAAAGACCCCGACAUGGUGUGGGACUUCUGGAGCCUGAGGCCUGAAUCUCUGCAUCAGGUGUCUUUUCUGUUUAGUGAUCGAGGUUUGCCCGACGGCCACCGUCACAUGAAUGGCUAUGGCUCUCACACUUUCAAACUGGUCAAUGCUCAAGGACAACCUGUCUACUGCAAGUUCCACUACAAGACUGAUCAAGGGAUAAAGAAUCUGACUGUGGAGGAGGCAGAUCGUCUGGCUUCCACCAACCCAGAUUAUGCAAUUGGAGACUUGUUCAAUGCCAUUGCCAAUGGUAACUACCCUUCCUGGACUUUCUACAUCCAGGUCAUGACCUUUGAGCAAGCCGAGAAGUUCCAGUUCAACCCUUUCGACCUUACAAAGGUUUGGCCACAUAAGGAAUACCCUUUGAUCCCUGUGGGCAAACUGGUUCUCAACAGGAACCCAGUCAACUACUUUGUUGAGGUGGAGCAGAUGGCCUUUGACCCCAGCAACAUGCCACCAGGCAUUGAGCCGAGUCCUGACAAGAUGCUGCAGGGACGUCUCUUCUCCUACCCAGACACCCAUCGACACCGGCUGGGAGCCAACUACCUGCAGAUCCCUGUAAACUGUCCCUACAGGACCCGUGUGGCCAACUACCAGCGUGAUGGUCCAAUGUGCAUGUCUGACAACCAAGGUGGCGCUCCAAACUACUAUCCUAACAGCUUCAGCGCUCCAGAGAACCAGCCUCGCUGUUUGGAGUCUAAAUUCAGGGUAUCUCCUGAUGUCACCCGUUAUAAUAGCGCUGAUGAAGAUAAUGUCACACAGGUUCGCACCUUCUACACCCAGGUGCUGAGUGAAGAGGAGCGCCAGAGACUUUGCCAGAACAUGGCGGGGGCCCUGAAGGGGGCCCAGCUCUUCAUACAGCAACGCAUGGUUGAAACCUUGAAGGCUGUCCAUCCAGACUAUGGAAAUAGGGUCCAGACCCUUCUCAACAAGUACAACGCAGAGGCCCAGAAGAACCCAUCUGUGAGUGUUUACCGCCGUCCAGGACCUUCUGCCAUCGCUGCAUCCUCUAAAAUGUGAAGUCUUUCUACGAGGGCAGCCGAACAGAGAACAAAUGCACUUGUGUAAUGUCCAACUGCUACAAGUAAGACGAGGCUUCAGUAACAAUCUGUGACUAAAUUAAAAUACUAGCAGUGUAGUGUUUUGGGUUUUUUUUGUUUUUGUUUUUUUUUUUUCAAACAUCUCAUGAUCUCUGUUAAAACCAAAACUACAAAUACAAACCACAAUUAAAUCUAAUUCCAUUAAGCCCAAAUGUCAUUUAGUACAAGCAGCAGGUGUGUGUACAAUGCUGUCAUAGCUGAAACUAAGCUAACCAGUUAUAUCAAAUUACUGCUUAAAGAACGUGGGCUCAAGCUACUGAAAGAUCUGAGUUUAUGACUUCAUAGCUCUUUCUGGGGUUAAAGAUAAUUACAUGUAAUUUCAACUUGCAGUAUGAUGAGUAGCUGCAUGUUUUGUGCUGAAUCAAUGGGAUGUCUUCAAUACACAACACUUUUGUGCCUUUUUUUAUAAACUGCAUAAAAGUCACUGUUGUUCUGUCAAAGACCCUGAACUCUGUAAAUGUGUCUCCUGCUGUUGUUGGUAAUCUUUUUCUGAAAUGACAAUUACAUGAUUGUAACUUUUUUAAUUAACAAUCAAAGUUGUGACGCUUAUUUAGUGCCUGCAUUAAAAGUAUUAGCAUCAAACAUCA